This is a messenger RNA of Thermothelomyces thermophilus ATCC 42464, 1452 nucleotides long. RefSeq lists its product as uncharacterized. The record is from RefSeq and is a predicted model, not a curated record. Bases 122 to 1306 code for a protein of 394 amino acids. The transcript has a single exon. Gene Ontology annotation, biological process: regulation of cell cycle. Gene Ontology annotation, cellular component: nucleus. NCBI's taxonomy places the organism in Eukaryota, Fungi, Ascomycota, Sordariomycetes, Sordariales, Chaetomiaceae.
UGCCCCGCCAUUGUAUUGUUUAGGGCACUGCAGCUACAGAUCGCGCCGUCUUUCCGCUCCAAACAGACCGCGUCCCUGAGGUCCGAGAUUUGUGCAAUAACUUUUACUCAAUAGCCAUAAAAUGUCGACCUCAGGCGAUCCCAUCGAUGUGCUCAAGACCGUAGUCGGCAGUGCGCUGACUCUCGUCGGCCAACUUGACGCCGUGAUUACGAAGAUUGCCACGCAAAAGCAAGCCAACACCACCAGCGAGAUUCAGCGGCUGGUUGAGCAACCCGCUGCCGGAGGAAACCCCCUUGACGGACUUUCUCUGGCACACGAUUCUGCCGCUUUGAUCAAGGCGCAUGCCACCAAGAUAUCUCUCCUGAUCAUCAACGAGCCUUUUACCCCAACGGCCAUCACGAAGGUCGUUCGAGAGCUUGUUGCUGGACCUGUACCUAGCCUUGCCGCAGCUGUCGAAGUGUGUACGCCGGCUAGGUAUACAUAUACCAUCCAGAAGGACCUGGCUUGGCGAGCCGGCCGGGUACUCAGGGAGCUCAAAGAACUCUUGUCGCGAGUCCCCCAGGAUGGAAAGGUCCUUCCGGCGGCAAAGAAGAACGCUCCGGCCGGAGCGCCAGAGGGUAGGGGCAGCAUUGCCACAACUGGCGUGCUGUGGUCUGCUUGUGACGACGUGAUGUCAUUCGCGAAGCGCGGGUUCGCCGGCGCCCUGACACACAAGGUCGAGCAGCUCAACGACACUCUGAAGGAUGUGAUGGAGGAGUUGAGAGACUGGGGGGAGGAAACCGAAGACGACGACGAGAGCGACGAUGGCCAAGAGGCGGAAGUCAAUGACGGCAUCUCUCAGGUGACCUCGCAACUCGAGUCCACCUCGCUGUCCGAGACGCGAGAUGCCCAGGACAUUUUGGACGACUUGAUGAACUCCCAGAGGCACAUCCCCCGAGACGAUCCGGACAAGAUACGGGAGCGCCUGGAUUCGUGUCUCAGAAGACUGCGCCUGACCACCCUGCUUUACCAGGCAGCGGUGAAGCGCAGACUCAAGCCUUUGCCAUACGUACCUCCAGCUUCACACUCUGAUGUCCCUGCCCGGUUGGACGAGGUCAUUGCUGUGCUCAAACGGAUGCCCGAAAGAUUCGGCAGUCUGGCAAUGGCGUUCUACGAAUUGGACCGCGUCGAGAUUGACCGCCUAAUGGACGAGUGUUUCUUCGACGCGUUUGCUGCCUCCGAGCUGCUAGCCAAGCCUUGGGAUGGCCAGAAAGACGAGUUCACUGACUGGGCGUUGCGAUUUCAGGUAGAGAUAAAGAAAGGUUGAAGUAAGCGUUUGAUGGCCGCUUGAACCGUCAUUACCUUCUGACUAUUCUCCCCAACCUGAGCAACACCCAUGCUCUCUCGGUAUCCGUAAGCCAUGAUUCUCGUCCAGUGCUAUCCAUCCCAAUUGAAGAAUUCCGUGGAAUACGC